This is a messenger RNA of Zingiber officinale, 995 nucleotides long. RefSeq names its product transcription factor WRKY19-like. Gene Ontology annotation, molecular function: transcription cis-regulatory region binding; DNA-binding transcription factor activity. The record is from RefSeq and is a predicted model, not a curated record. Gene Ontology annotation, biological process: regulation of DNA-templated transcription. Bases 64 to 846 code for a protein of 260 amino acids. Lineage: Eukaryota; Viridiplantae; Streptophyta; Magnoliopsida; Zingiberales; Zingiberaceae. The transcript has 3 exons. Gene Ontology annotation, cellular component: nucleus.
CACAGCGUCGGAAACUGGAGCUGAUAUAUCCAUUCCCCUGCUUCUUGACAGCUACCUGCGUCCAUGGAGACCAAUGUCUGCGCUGCUGCUCUGCUCGCCGAGCUCAGCCAAGCCAAGGAGCUGCUCAAGGAGCUGGAGUUAAAUCUGCAUUGCCUUGACCUCUGCAAGGCUCUAACUCCCAGGAUCGCUUCCUCCAUCCACAACUCAUUUCUCAUGGCGGAAUCCUUCGAAGCCAACGCCGGCCACGAUAGGCCUCCGUGCUCCUCGCUAGCCCUGCGACCUCGCACCUUGACGCCCAGGGGAAGGAAGUCGCUGCGAUCGUGGAGGCGCCAAGUGAGGGUGAGCUCGGUGGCCAGGGGAGUGGAAGGUCCGGGGGAGGACGAUGGCUUUACCUGGAGGAAGUACGGCCAGAAAGAGAUCCUCGGAGCCAAAUAUCCAAGGGCCUAUUUCCGGUGCACUCAUCGGGCCUCGCACGGAUGCCCCGCCAAGAAGCAGGUGCAGCGAUCGGACGACGACCCGUCUGUCUACGACGUCACCUACCACGGGAACCACACUUGCCUCGAGCAGCCAAGGGAGGAGGAGCAGGGCGGCGCUGGCGGUGAAAUUCAACACGACCAGGAACAGAGUGCGGCGGCGCUGAAACUUGAAGGAGGGGAGGAGUUCGUGGGACAGAUUGCGCCUUCCUUUGGGCCCAUGGAGGAGCAGUUUUUCCCUGCUUCGCCGUACCAAUUUUGGGGCUUUCACGGAGCAGAGAGCAGUUCGCUUCCAAUAGAGUUCGACGGAGACGGGGAGGUCGGUCCUGUCAACAUCUGGGCAGGAGUGGAAUGGAUGCAACAUUGUGAUUAGAUUUCAGGACUGGAUUUUAUGGAUGCUUUUUGUUCUUCGGCUUUUUAUUGGACCAAGUUGAUAAAUUUUUAAAAUUAUUAAAUCAUCUUAGGAUAAUUAUAAAAUUAUAAAAUUAUGUAUUCAUUUUUUAUUUUUAAGUGAUGUUUUUA